This is a messenger RNA of Populus euphratica (Euphrates poplar), 1565 nucleotides long. Its product is annotated as structural constituent of ribosome. The record is from RefSeq and is a predicted model, not a curated record. Bases 595 to 1350 code for a protein of 251 amino acids. The transcript is spliced from 2 exons. Lineage: Eukaryota; Viridiplantae; Streptophyta; Magnoliopsida; Malpighiales; Salicaceae.
UGAGUUGCCCUUCUAGGGGCAUCAAGGAAUCGUAUCUUCAUCUAUUCUGUGGAGUGUCCCUUCGUUGUAACAGCUUCGGAGGUGAUGCUCCACAAGAACACAAGGAUUCAUCAUCUCCUCUCCUCUUUUAUCCUUCCAUUGGCAACUUAGUAAUGGUACCAGAUUAUGAAUAUCUCAAAUCCACAUAUGUGGAACCAAAUCUUGACUUCACAUAUAUCAAUUAGCUGUCUUUUUGCUGCUAUCUUUCCCUCUUUUCCAUACUUCUCUUAUCGAUAUCAUACCACACUCUUUUCUCUUUCUAUCUCCCAGCCCAUCCCACCCUUCUCUAUUUUGAAAAACUGCUGGUAUUUAUUGACCAGCCACACUGCCAACAGUACUGUUCUCUCCAUGCAGUUCUUGAUUCCCAAUCCAAUACCGAAUCCCAAAAUCCUUCGUUUAUUUUUAGUUUCCCCCUUUAAAAUGAAGAGCCAAAACCAAGAAACAACAUCGCCAACCCAUAAUUCACUACAAUAGUCUCUUUUGGCUCCAAGACUUGAAACCGAAGAGGAGGAAAAGUUUAUUAGUAGUUGUGAUAGCUUAAGUUCAAGCAAUAGCAUGGCUUACAACGUUUCAUCACCAUCAUCUUCAACUCUCAAUGGUGAGUAUAUCGGUAUAGAGAGUUGUCUUGAUCUCAAGAACAACGAAGAUAUUUUCGCAUCAUCAUCAAAGAAAGAAGAGACUAAUUACGGGAGUUGUAAUCGUGAAAAGAGAGAUCAACGGUGGGCUAAGAAAAAGGAGUUUCCACCACCAAUACCAUUGUUAGCUCGUACGGAAAAUUUGCCUUCUCAUAUGCCUUGGGUUUUAAAGAGGUACUACACAAGUGAUGGAAGGUUGAUACUUAGAGAAGAGAAGGUCAGGCAUCAUGAGUACUUUCGGGCUCACAGAUGCAAUGGACGCCUCACCUUGCAUCUUGUUCCUUUAGAUGAUGAAGUUUCGGCCCUUCCUUUUGUUUUUAAUCAUGAGAGACGCCAUGGCAUUGAGAAUGAUCUGGAGUGCAAUGAUAUUGAAGAAGAUGAGCAAGUACUCGAGCAAGAACACGAAGAAGAGCAGGAAGAAAAUGAAAGCCUGGUGGAAGAAAGUACAGAUGUGGAAGUAAAUGGCAAUGAUGGUGAAAAUGAUUAUUGUGUUAAGAAUGUUGAUAGUGAUGACACACUAGAGGAGAAGGAGGAAGUUGUGCAUGAUGAUAAAAGAGUUCCUUCUGUGGAUACUUCCGGUAGUGCAGGCAAAUGCUUGAACUACAGCAGUGUGAGAACAAGCUCCACUUGUAUAUUCGGGGUGCCUGUACCAGCAGUAAGGCCAGUUCAUAGUUAGACAUAAAAAGAAAAAAGAAAAAAGAAUUGAAUUCCAUUUUGAGUUUUGAUGGGUCUUUUUUUAUUGAUAGAUUAAGUUGUUACCUCUAAUGUCUUUUACGGAGAAUGAGAUGGAUGAUGUAUUCUUAUUCUUAUCAAUUUUCAGGUUCAUAAGAGAAGAGGUUUUUCAUUUUGAAGUUGAGUUUUGUAUUCCAGAGGUACUGAGUUUCAUGAUUC